GCACGCUCUUAGCUUAAAGCCCAACUCCCCGUUCCUAAACCCUAAUAACGCUCAGUCUCCUCUCUCAAGGAUUGUACUUUGCUCUCUCUUUAGUUCCCCCAUACGACUAUGGCGAUGGCUUCCUUAGAUGAAGAAACCUCCAAGAAAGUACUUCGACAGGUCGAGUUCUACUUUGGUGAUAGCAAUCUUCCGAGAGAUAAUUUUCUCAAAAAAACCAUUAGCGAAAGCGAAGAUGGAAUGGUUAAUCUGGCAUUGAUAUGUUCGUUUACCCGAAUGAGAACACAUCUCGAUUUGGGGGAUGUGAAGCCAGACAAUGUGGCUGAAGAUACAGUGAAGGCUGUGGCCGAAACUCUUAAAAAGUCCACUUUCCUAAAGAUCUCUGAAGAUGGUAAAAAAGUUGGUAGGACUACUGAACUGUUGAAACCAGAGGAGUUAAUAGAGCAAUUGGAUGGUAGGACAGUGGCUGCAUCACCCUUUGAGCACAAUACCAAGCAGGAAGAUGUGGAGGCUUUCUUUGGGCAAUUUGCCAAGGUUAACAGUGUGAGGCUUCCUCGUCAUGUUGCUGACAAGAGGUUUUUUUGUGGCAAGGCUUUGGUUGAGUUUUCAAAUGAGGAAGAUGCUGAAAAGAUUUUGAAGCAAAGUUUUGAUUAUGCAGGUGUUAAGUUAGACCUAAAACCAAAGAAGGAUUUUGAUGCCGAAAGAGAGAAAGAAAUGGAGGAUUUUGGGAGAAAUCGUUCCCUUACAAGUUCAAAAGGCAAGAAUUCCUCAAACACGGAAGCAAGUUAUCCAAAAGGCUUAAUUGUUGCAUUCGCAUUAAAGAGGAACUCAGCUGAAGGUUCUGCAGAACACAAUGGCACUGAUGAGCCAGCAAAUGAUAGCACGAAUGCUUGCAGUACUGGUGGAGAUAAUGCCACUGAAGAUGUUAAAACAGACAACAAAGAAGAAAAAGUUCCAGUGGAGGGUGUUGAUAAUAAAGUUGAUUUGGGGGGUGAUGGAAAGGAAACUAAAGACGGAGAAAAGGAGUCUGAGGUUCCUGUUGCAGAGAGUAAAGAGAAAGAAGAAAAGUCUAAUGCUGCUGCUACCUUCAAAGAUAACAUGGAUGUAAUUAUGCGAGAAGACCUGAAGGCUGUUUUUGGAAAGUUUGGCACUGUCAAGUACGUGGAUUUCAAGAUGGGAGAAGAAUCAGGAUAUGUUCGAUUCGAAGAACCUGAAGCAGUACAGAAAGCUCGUGCUGCAGCUGUUCUGGCUGAACAAGGUGGUCUGGUUGUGAAGAACUUCAUUGCAACUCUAGAUCCAGUCACUGGUGAUGCUGAAAAGGAUUAUUGGAGCUUACUCCUCCGUGGUAAUCAAGACAAACGGGAUUUUAAAGGCAACCGUGGAAGGGGAGGUAAACACAAUAGAGGCUGGAAACAUGGCCGCUCAAGAGACAAUGAUGCAUCAGGUGGUCGCUCAGCUAAAGCUCAGAAAGCAAAUUGAGAAAAUAUCUAUAAAUGUUAGUUUUUGUGAUGAAUUUUGUUCGAAGCUUACAGAGAAUUGUGUGGCGAUUGAGAGCUCUAUGCUCUUAUGGCUUGGUGGUCUGUAAAGCUCCAGUUUGUGUUAUGAACGGUAACAGUAGCGCAUUUGUAACUUAAUAAACUUUUAAGUUAUUAAUGAGGGAAAGGGUAUUAUUUUAUUA
Molecule: messenger RNA, 1675 nt
Organism: Humulus lupulus (European hop)
Lineage: Eukaryota; Viridiplantae; Streptophyta; Magnoliopsida; Rosales; Cannabaceae
Product: la protein 1
Exons: 10
Coding region: 109-1476 (455 amino acids)
Biological process (GO): RNA processing
Cellular component (GO): nucleus
Molecular function (GO): mRNA binding
Source: RefSeq, a predicted model, not a curated record